UACAAGAAACUACGUAUCUUCAUUCUUCACAAUCACAAUAACAAUAACAAUGGCUUCUUCUCAAACCGCUGUUCUUCCCCCAACAGAAUCCAGGACACUCUUUGAUGCUUCUUGGGGAAAGCUUUCAAAUGUACCCACCGAAUUCGUAUGGCCUGGUAGCGAAAACCGCUUGAACCUUCCAGAACUCCAAGUUCCACAGAUCGAUUUGAAGUCUUUCCUCUCCGGGGAUCCUAAAACCGUUGAAACUCUUUGCGCCGAGGUUAACGAGGCCUGCAAGAAGCAUGGAUUCCUCAUCCUUGUUAACCACGGCGUCGACGCGGAGCUCGUGGCCACAACCGAAAAGCUAAUCGAUGAGUUCUUUACCUUGCCCAUGGAGGAGAAGCUGAGGGCUGAGAGAGUGGUUCCAAGUCCUUGGGGGUAUGCUAGUAGCUUCCUUGGAAGGUUCCAUUCCACUCUUCCAUGGAAGGAAACUCUUUCAAUAAAUUACUGUGCUGAACCUAACCGGAAGACCGUAGAGGAAUACUUUGCUAGGGUUUUGGGGGAAGAUUACAAGCGAUUUGGAACUACCUUGGAAGAGUACGGUGAAGCCAUGAGUAAUGUUUGCCUGGUACUGAUGGAGCUACUUGGAUUGAGCUUAGGUGUUGGGCGCAAAUAUUUCAGAGAUUUCUAUGAAGACAAUGAAUCUGUGAUGAGGCUGAAUUACUAUCCUACAUGCCAGAGACCUGAUUUGGCCCUAGGAAUUGGGCCCCACUGUGACCCUACAUCCUUAACCAUACUUCAUCAAGAUUUAGUGGGUGGUCUACAAGUGUUUGCGGAUGAUCAAUGGUACUCUGUGUCUCCAAAACAAGGAGCUUUUGUUGUCAAUAUUGGUGACACUUUCACGGUAUUAUUAGACUAAAACUCUAAAUUAGUC
Arachis duranensis is the source of this 913-nucleotide messenger RNA. RefSeq names its product gibberellin 20 oxidase 4. Gene Ontology annotation, biological process: flower development; response to light stimulus; unidimensional cell growth. NCBI's taxonomy places the organism in Eukaryota, Viridiplantae, Streptophyta, Magnoliopsida, Fabales, Fabaceae. Gene Ontology annotation, molecular function: gibberellin 20-oxidase activity. The record is from RefSeq and is a predicted model, not a curated record. The transcript is spliced from 2 exons. Bases 50 to 898 code for a protein of 282 amino acids.